UAUAAUUCAUUCAUUUCUCUUAAAAGCUCCCCCAUUUUCACACCCUUCCUCUCCUCUUCUCUCCUCUCCUCUUACUUUCUUCAUUUCGUGUGAAUCUUAAUCCAACUUCUUCUCUUUAAUCCAAACCCAUUUUUUCUUUUCCUUUUAUCUUUAAAGGGGUUCUUCUCCCUCCUCCCAAUCCAUGGCGGUUCACGCUCAGUUCUACCCUGAAAACCUCGUCUUCCCCUUCGCCGCCAACUCACCAACUGAUUCCCACUCUCAAUUUAGCUUCCAGAAACCGCCGCUCAUUUCCCAACCUGAGUUUUUCUCUGUCUCUAGCGGCGGCGGCGACGGUGCCGAUGUGGCCUCUGUUUUAAACUUCACGAAGAAUCCUCACCGGACGGCUGCCGCAACGGCGGGGUUCUCUCAAUGUGUGAGUGCACAUGUUGAGAAGCAGAGACAGGAGAUCGACCAUUACAUUAGAUUGCAGAAUGAGAGUUUGAGAAUAGCGUUGAGAGAGCAAGGGAAGCAACAAAUUGUAGCAUUAAUGAAGAAAAUCGAAUUGAAAACAGCGAUUCUGUUGAGACAGAAAGAAGAGGAAAUAGCCAAAGCUGCUAAAAAAACAAUGGAACUUGAAAUUUUCUUGAGAAAACUAGAAACAGAGAAUCAACUUUGGCAAAGAAUUGCUCAAGAAAACGAAGCCAUGGCUAUGUCUCUCAACAACACAUUGGAUCAAAUGAGAGAAAAAGUUACCAAUUCCUUCGACGAUGCCGAAUCUUGCUGUGAUAUGAACUCCGCCGACGAACAAAUCCCGGCCAGAAACAGAGGAACCGAGUGUUGCUCCGUUUCAGAACAAGGGCAAAUGAAGAACAAGAAAAUGAUAUGUAGAAGCUGCAAUUUUAGGAAUUCUUCAAUGAUUUUCUUGCCAUGUCGACAUCUUUGUUGUUGUAAAGAUUGUGAAACCGUUCUUGAUUCAUGUCCAGUUUGCCAAACGGGGAAGAAAGCAAGCAUAGAAGCUUUGAUUUUCUAAGGAAAGAAAACAGAAAAAAAAAAAAAAAAAGACACCCAGAAUUUUCUUUUCCGGGAAACUGAGAGAAAAUCAGAUAGAAAAUGAUGAUGAUGAACAGAAAAAAAAAAUUGUCCAUAGAAGAAGCCACUGUUCUUCCAUGUUUGUUUUCUUAUUAUUAUAAUUAUUUUUUUACUGUUUCUUCUGAUUUUGGAUUGGAAAAUUGUACUUUGAAACUACCAAAAUGAAGUGGACAGAUUAUUACAAGACAGAGCAUCUUUUUCUUUUUCCAAA
Cucumis sativus (cucumber) is the source of this 1279-nucleotide messenger RNA. Its product is annotated as probable BOI-related E3 ubiquitin-protein ligase 2. Gene Ontology annotation, molecular function: ubiquitin-protein transferase activity. Bases 182 to 1009 code for a protein of 275 amino acids. The record is from RefSeq and is a predicted model, not a curated record. The transcript has 2 exons. Lineage: Eukaryota; Viridiplantae; Streptophyta; Magnoliopsida; Cucurbitales; Cucurbitaceae.